Messenger RNA from Chlorocebus sabaeus (green monkey), 3928 nucleotides. The record is from RefSeq and is a predicted model, not a curated record. NCBI's taxonomy places the organism in Eukaryota, Metazoa, Chordata, Mammalia, Primates, Cercopithecidae.
CUCACUCGGAAGGCCGCGCCCGCCUCACCAUCCAGAGCGGAGAUUCGACCUUACACUAACUCCCGGAGGAAAGACCAGCAAGUGCGCAGAGAGAAGACUGGCGGUGGAGCAUGCAUCUGGAGGGCAGAGACGGCAGGCGGGACCCUGGCACCCCGGAGGUGGAGCUCCUGCAGACGUCCGUGCCCCCGGGACUCGCUGAACUUGCCGCGGGCAAGCGCAGGCCUCCGCGGGGAGCCGGCGGGGCUGACCCCUCGCUCUCCUGCCCCAGCGGGGCCGCUGGGCAGAGCUCCUGGGCUCCUGCAGGCCAGGAGUUUGCUUCAUUCCUCACAAAGGGGAGGUCUCACUCUCCUUUGCCCCAGAUGUCCAGCUCCAGGUCUAAAGAUUCCUCCUUUACAGAAAACACUCCUUUGCUGAGGAAUUCCUUACAAGAGAAAGGGUCACGGUGCAUACCUGUUUACCGUCCAGAGUUCAUCACUGCCGAAGAGUCUUGGGAAGACGGCUCUGCUGAUUGGGAGCGAAGGUACCUGCUGAGCAGGGAGGCGUCUGGUCUGUCUGCGUCUGCCUCCUCCGAGAAGGGGGACCUUCUGGACAGCCCGCACGUCCGGCUGCGUCUUUCCAAGCUGAGGCGCUGUGUACAGUGGCUGAAAGUCACGGGCCUGUUUGUCUUCGUGGUGCUGUGCUCUAUUUUGUUCAGCCUAUAUCCGGAUCAAGGAAAGCUCUGGCAGCUGUUGGCCUUGUCACCGCUGGAGAACUACUCCGCGAACCUCAGCGGCCACGGGGACUCCACGCUGCUGCAGGUGGAGCUGGCCGGGGCCCUCGUGGCCGGCGGGCCCAGCCGUUCUGGGAGGGAAGAGCGCCUCCUGGUGGAGCUGACCCAGGCCGACACUUUGGGCUCCAGGUGGCGGCGGCCACAGCAGGUCACUCACAACUGGACGGUGUAUUUAAAUCCAAGGAGAAGCGAGCGCUUGGUGAUGAGCAGGACCUUUGAGGUACUGGGCAGGUGGCCAUCCCUCCGUGCCUGUCUCCUGAUCUCUCCUUGUAUGGACACCCAUCCUACUGGAUUAGGACUCAUCCCCAUGGCCUCAUUUAACCUUCCUCACCUUUUUAAAGACCCUGCCUCUACCUACAGUCCCGUUUGGAGAGAGAUGGUGUCCAUCAGCAUCCGGGCCUCCCUCCAGCAGACCCAGGCUGUCCCGCUUUUGAUGGCUUAUCAGUACCUCCGCGCAAGUGUAGAAGCCCAAGUGACCAUCGCCACGGCCAUCCUCGCGGGCGUCUACGCGUUGAUCAUAUUCGAGAUCGUGCACAGAACGCUGGCGGCCAUGCUGGGUUCCCUGGCGGCACUGGCAGCGCUGGCUGUGAUUGGCGACAGACCCAGCCUGACCCACGUGGUGGAGUGGAUUGAUUUUGAGACGCUGGCCCUGCUGUUUGGCAUGAUGAUCUUAGUAGCCAUAUUUUCAGAAACGGGAUUUUUCGAUUACUGUGCUGUAAAGGCAUACCGGCUCUCCCGGGGACGGGUGUGGGCCAUGAUCAUCAUGCUGUGUCUCAUCGCGGCCGUCCUCUCUGCCUUCUUGGACAACGUCACCACCAUGCUCCUCUUCACGCCUGUGACCAUAAGGUUGUGUGAGGUGCUCAACCUUGAUCCCAGACAAGUCCUGAUUGCAGAAGUGAUCUUCACAAACAUUGGAGGAGCUGCCACUGCCAUCGGGGACCCUCCAAAUGUCAUUAUUGUUUCCAACCAAGAGCUGAGGAAGAUGGGCCUGGACUUUGCCGGAUUCACUGCACACAUGUUCCUUGGGAUUUGCCUUGUUCUCCUGGUCUCCUUUCCACUCCUCAGACUCCUUUACUGGAACAGAAAGCUUUAUAACAAGGAGCCCAGUGAGAUUGUUGAACUGAAGCACGAGAUUCACGUCUGGCGCCUGACCGCUCAGCGCAUCAGCCCGGCCAGCCGCGAGGAGACUGCCGUGCGCCGCCUGCUGCUGGGGAAGGUGCUGGCCCUGGAGCACCUGCUCGCCCGGAGGCUGCACACCUUCCACAGACAGAUCUCACAGGAGGACAAAAAUUGGGAGACCAAUAUCCAGGAACUCCAGAAGAAGCAUAGGAUAUCCGACGGGAUCCUGCUCACCAAAUGCCUGACCGUGUUGGGAUUUGUUAUCUUCGUGUUUUUCCUCAAUUCGUUUGUCCCUGGCAUUCAUCUUGAUCUUGGAUGGAUUGCUAUUCUGGGUGCCAUCUGGUUGCUAAUUUUAGCUGAUAUUCAUGAUUUUGAGAUAAUUCUACACAGAGUGGAAUGGGCAACGCUUCUGUUUUUUGCAGCACUCUUUGUUCUGAUGGAGUCUGACCAUCAUCAUCAAGCUUGACCAGACCUCACUGCAUGUGGAUCCAGCCUCUGGCAUAAUGGGGAGAUGGAUGGGUUGGAAGCUUUCUCAUGUGCCGUGAAUACCACAGGACCGUGAGACACUGCAGUGGGCAUGCUCAGAGGAGAACUGUGCACCAGUCCAGGAAGGACUCUUCCAACUCAGGCCAACAGGUUGUAGUUCACAUAAUGUUUAUGCGCACAGGCUUUCACAUCAGAUGGACCCAUGUUCAGAGCUCAGUUUUGCCACUUCCUAGUUCUAAAAUUUCAGACAAAUUACUCAAUACUUCUGAGCCUCAAUUUUCUUAUCUUUAGAAUAGUCUAUUAAUAUUAAUCAUGCUGCUUGUGAGAACCAAGAUCAUAUUGAAGUACUGAGCUCCAUGUAGAGCUCCUAGUUGGCGUUCAAAAAAUGUUGUAGCCUAUUAUUAUUAAUUUUUUUAGUAAUAAUUUGAUUCAAAAGCUUAAUUCAACCUUUUCUUGUUCAAACUAUUCACUGUUAGCCCAGAAGAGAGUGAGGUUUGUAUACAGAGGUCCUAGGCAAGCUACUGGGGCCCCACAGAUCUCACACACCCAGCUCCCUGACCCCAAGCAGCCAUUCCCUACAGAGUGGCCUGCCUUCAUCUUCACACCCUGGGCUUUCAUCUCUUGUUUUCAUCUGCUAUCUAAAACCUACCUAAGACCUCUUCCAGAUUUUGAGGGCUUCCUGGCCCUUUUCUUGCCAUUUUUGGACCUGAGUUCUCCAGCAUAAAUUUUGGGUCGAAUCCUUCUUCUGUCAUAUUGCAGUGGCUCUGAAACAGGCCCCACUCUGAAGCACAUACAAUAGGUCAGAUGUGUUCUAUUUUUUGGAAAACAGUUGGAGACGUUUGGGUCUAUUAAUCUAUUUUGCACUGACUUGUUUUUGUUACUGAGGUCAGAUUGUCUUCUAGAAAAUUUGGUCAAACCAUAGAGUAGUUGGUACAAUGAAAACUGUAGACACCUUGUCUCCUGAAAUUCAAGAUCAAUUUUGAGUAUUUCUAAAUUUGGAUAAUGGAACAUGGUUCCAUAGAUUUAGAAGGGCUUCAAAGUUAGUUAAUAAAUAACCUCUGUUAAGGAAUGUUAUUUUACUUGUCCUUUUGUUUUAUAGGGAUUUGAAAUGUUAAGUGGCCUUUAAAUUCAUGUUUAAAAAUUUCUAGAUGAUUCUUGGACAUAGGGAGUGCAUAACAUCAAUAUAAAAAUGUUUACCCUUAGAAGAAGAAAAUUUAGAAUGAAACUGUUAGGCAGGAAAUGUCUUUUUUUCUUUCCAAUUUGCAUUUUGGGUUCGAGGGCACAUGUGCGUCUUUGUUACAUGGGCAAACUGCACGCCAUGGGGGCUUGGCUUACAGAUUAUUUCAUCACUCAGGUAAUUAGCAUAGGACCUGAUAUGUAGUUUUUCGAUCUUUACCCUCUUCCCACCUUCCACCCUCAAGUAAACUCCAGUGUCUAUGGUUCCCUUCUUUGUGUCCAUGUGUACUCAAUGUAUUUGGAGUAUUUGGUUACAUAUGCAGUAUUUGGUUAUCUGUUCCUGUGUUAGUUUGCUAAGGACAGUGGUUUCCAGCUGCA